GCAAUGAUUGGUUCAUUGUUACAGCCUUUAUUUUUGAUUGGUUUAGCGGCUUGCAGAAAAUAAAGGAGUUUAUCUAACGCGAGUAGUAUUUGGUUAUUUGACCGUCAUUGAUGGAAAAUCUGGAGUCCCUCAGCCCAGCAGCAUUUUAUGGAUCACCUUUAUGAAGAAACACUGUUACAAUGGGACAGAGUACCUCGGAACAAGAGGUCCAAACAAAUGGCCCAGAGGACAAGUUUAAAGAUAUCAAGACAUUUGUGGAGGAAGAACUCCAGACCAGCAUGAUGAUGGGGAUUGUAAUUGGUGCUGGCGUUGCCAUAAUCCUCAUCGCCAUCCUCAUUUUCUUCAUCCUACGGCGGAUCCACCUUCGAAACUUAGAAGCACAGGAGGCUCCCAAGUAUCGCUUUCGUAAGAGGGACAAAGUCAUGUUCUAUGGACGGAAGAUCAUGCGUAAAGUCUCCCAGUCUACCUCCUCACUAGUGGGUACCUCCUCCUCCUCUCGACCACGCCUGAAAAAGAAGCAGAAGAUGCUAAACAUUGCCAAAAAGAUCCUCCGGUUUAAGAAGGAAGUGCCUACAUUGCAGGCCAAGGAGCCUCCUCCCUCCGUACUGGAGGCAGACCUUACUGAGUUUGACGUGGCCAACUCUCACCUUCCGUCUGAGGUGCUUUAUAUGCUUAAAAAUGUCCGUGUACUGGGCCACUUUGAGAAGCCGCUCUUUCUAGAGCUCUGUAAGCAUAUGGUAUUUGUACAGUUCCAACAAGGGGAGUAUGUCUUCAGGCCGGGCCAGCCGGACAGCAGCAUCUACGUGGUUCAAGAUGGAAAACUAGAAUUGUGCCUUACUGGAACGGAUGGCAAAGAAAGUGUGGUGAAGGAGGUUUUCCCUGGAGACAGUGUCCACAGCCUCCUUAGCAUUCUGGAUGUCAUUACGGGCCACCAGAAACCUUACAGGACAGUGUCGGCACGGGCUGCUGAGGUUUCCACUGUUCUUCGUUUACCAGUAGAGGCCUUCUUGUCUAUAUUUGACAAGUACCCUGAGAGCUUGGUGCGGGUAGUACAGAUUAUCAUGGUUCGUCUUCAGAGAGUAACAGUUUUAGCCUUGCACAACUACUUGGGCCUAACAAACGAGCUCUUCAGCCAUGAAUUGCAUCCGUCACGUCAGCCCCCUCCAUCUCCUCACCCGACCCGUGCCAGUCCCAUCCGCCACGGCAAGCGCUUUGGCAGCCUGACAGUGCCUGAGGAGCAACGCGAAGCUGCAAUAAAAGGUGAUUUGACUGCAGAUCAAGCAAAGGAUGGAGUUACUCUGAGUAGGACCAUCUCCAUGCCUGUGGAUAUUGCUGCUAUACAGAAAGGUCUGAGAUCAGACUUUGACAUGGCAUAUGAAAGAGGACGGAUAUCUGUGUCUGCAGAAGAUGGCAACACCCCACCCAAUUUUACUCGGUCAAUCUCACAGGACCAGCGAGAGAGGAAGGUGACUGUGGAUGAGGUUCCUUCAGGGAUAUACCUUUAUCCAGAGGAAGAGACAGGAGUGGACAAUAUUUUCACAACUAUAACCUGUCGAUCCAGUUCAGCGUUGUUUGAGGAAGCUCAGAAAGAGGUCCUAAAGCUUAUGAGGAUUGAGGACCCCUCUCUGUUAAAUGGAAAAGUUACCUUACAUCAUGCUAAAGCUGGAGCUGUCUUGGCCAGACAGGGAGACCAGGAUGUGAGUCUGCACUUUGUUCUGUCUGGUUGCCUGCAUGUCUAUCAGCGGAUGAUAAAUAAGCAAGAAGCUGUCUGCCUGUUUGUGACCCACCCAGGAGAGAUGGUGGGACAGCUCGCUGUGCUUACUGGCGAGCCUCUCAUUUUCACCAUUAAGGCCAUUCGAGACUGUACUUACCUCAAGAUAUCAAAAUCGGAUUUCUAUGAGAUUAUGAGGGAGCAGCCCAGUGUGGUGUUGAGUGCAGCACACACUGUGGCCAUCCGGAUGUCACCAUUUGUCAGACAGAUGGACUUUGCUAUUGACUGGAUGGCUGUGGAAGCAGGUAGAGCCCUCUACAGACAAGAUGAUCGGUCAGACUGCACAUAUAUUGUUCUGAACGGACGUCUGCGUUCAGUCAUCCGGAAGGCAAAUGGCAAGAAAGAGCUUGUAGGGGAAUACGGAAGAGGAGACCUCAUAGGAGUGGUGGAGGCAUUGACCAGACAGCCCAGAGCAACCACUGUGCAUGCUGUAAGAGACACUGAACUGGUCAAGCUGCCCGAGGGAACACUCAACAACAUAAAAAGAAGAUAUCCUCAGGUGGUGACGAGGUUGAUCCACUUAUUGGGCCAGAAAAUUCUGGGGAACCUUCAGCAGGGUCGUGGACCAUUCUCAGGCUCAACCCUGAGUCUUCCAAGUAUGACCACCAGUGCUGAUGUAACCAACCCUGCCAGCAACCUUUCUACUGUGGCUGUAUUACCAGUAUGUGAUGAAGUGCCAAUCAAUGCGUUCAACCUGGAGCUCAGCCAUGCCCUCAGUGCCAUCGGGCCAACUUUGCUAUUGACCAGUGACAUAAUCAGAGAACGACUUGGAGCAUCUGCAUUAGACAGCAUCCAUGAGUACCGCCUCUCUGGCUGGCUGGCCCAGCAGGAAGACAUCAAUCGAAUUGUCUUGUACCAGACAGACAACAGUAUGACGCCAUGGACUCAGCGCUGCAUUCGGCAGGCAGAUUGCAUCCUUAUUGUUGGCUUGGGAGAGCAGGAACCUACCUUAGGAGAGUUGGAGCAGAUGCUGGAGAACACAGCAGUCCGUGCAUUGAAACAGCUCAUACUUCUUCACAGAGAGGAUAGUCCUGGUCCUUCCAGGACAGUUGAGUGGCUUAACAUGCGUAGCUGGUGCUCAGGGCAUCUUCACCUGAAAUGCCCUCGUAGGGUCUUUUCCAGACGCAGCCCCAGCAAACUGAGAGACGUUUACGAAAAGGUUUUUGAGAAAACAGCUGAUAGACACAGUGAUUUUUCUCGGCUGGCCCGAGAGCUGACUGGUAACAGCAUAGCCCUUGUGCUGGGAGGAGGUGGGGCAAGAGGUUGUUCUCACGUGGGUGUCAUUAAAGCUAUGGAGGAAGCGGGGAUUCCCAUUGACAUUGUUGGCGGAACAUCUAUUGGUUCGUUUAUUGGUGCGCUGUACGCUGAGGAGAGAAGUGCUGUCAGAACCAAGCAGAGAGCUAGAGAGUGGUCAAAGGCCAUGAACUCUGUAUUCAAAACAGUCCUGGACCUGACCUAUCCCAUCACCUCCAUGUUCUCCGGCUCGGCAUUCAACACCAGCAUCUACAAAGUUUUUCAGGACAAGCAAGCUGAGGAUUUGUGGCUGCCAUAUUUCAACGUCACUACAGAUAUCACAGCAUCUGCUAUGCGUGUUCACCAGGAUGGUUGCGUCUGGCGGUAUGUUAGAGCCAGCGCCUCCUACACCCCUUAUUUACCUCCCCUCUGCGACCCCAAGGAUGGCCACUUGCUUGUGGACGGUUGCUAUGUAAACAAUGUCCCAGGCUCUCUGUGGCGCUAUGUUCGGGCGAGCAUGACCCUAUCCGGGUACCUGCCGCCUCUCUGCGACCCCAAAGAUGGGAACUUGCUUAUGGAUGGUGGCUACAUCAACAACCUGCCAGCGGAUAUUGCGAGGAACAUGGGCGCCAAAACAGUCAUUGCCAUCGACGUGGGCAGCCAGGAUGAGACAGACCUCUGUAACUAUGGCGACUGUCUGUCUGGCUGGUGGUUGCUGUGGAAACGAAUCAAUCCCUGGGCUGAAAAAGUCAAGGUGCCAGAUAUGGCAGAGAUCCAGUCUCGGUUGGCCUACGUGUCUUGUGUGCGGCAAUUAGAGGUGGUGAAGAAGAGUGCUUAUUGCGAGUACAUUCGACCGCCCAUUGAUCGUUUCAAGACCAUGGACUUUGGAAAGUUUGAUGAGAUUUAUGAUGUGGGCUUCCAGCACGGUAAGCUGGUGUUCACCGGAUGGGCCCGAGGUGACAUCAUUGAAAACAUGCUGAGGGACCACCGAUCGGCUGACUACAAUGACAGCAAAAGAGUUGAUUCAUGCACAUGUCAAGGAGCUGACUUCACAGAUCUUGCAGAGAUUGUAUCCAGAAUAGAGCCAGUCCAAAACUACGUUUCUGCUGAAGCGGAGGAGUCGGACUGUCUGACGGAAUAUGAGGAGGAUGGGAUGGACACUGUGAGAGAGGAGGAAGGGCAGGAGGAGGAAGAAGAGGCAGACGACCUAGAGGACCAGUCCCCCGGAGAGUGGGGACCAAACGGAAUCUUCCAGACUGAUGAGGAGAAAUCUGUGAGGCAACGCAAGCAACUUACAAGUGACACCUCUGAUUGCUGACAAAAAGCUACAGCAGAAAAUUUUGAAGUGGAUCAUCAAGGGCCAAAAAAGAAACAAGCAAACCAACAAUGUGCUCCACUCCAGAUUUUUCUGGAAUUGCUUUUUUUUUUUUUUUUUUUUAAAUAAAUCUUGAACUCAUCCCCAAAGCUGUCUCAGCACCCCUGACUUAACCACAAGUGUCUGUUUCUUUCAAUUCCACAAGGAGCAAAGCGGAUUUCUCAAAAAUGGAUAUUAAAGGAUCCCUCUCAUUUCAAGCACUCUCCUGGCUCCAGUACUCCUACUCUGAAGGACUCCAAUAACCAAACCCACACAGGAGGACCUUUCACAACAGUGUUUGGCUAAGAAAUGGUUGGAAUUACACUUUACUGCAUGCCUCCAGAGUAUUUAUAUGCAGUGUGUGUGUCUGGGAUACCUCAAUGUUGAAAUACUGUAGUACCAGGACACUGGAAGAUGGCUAUGUCCAGAAACUGCAGGAGGAAUAAAAUGCUGCUGACAGCUUUACAUUUUUCACUUUUUGAAAGCAUUUCAAGUCACAUCAGGAAAGGUUGUAAGUUUUCCGAAGACCAUGAACUGGAUAUUUAAAGUCAAAGCCGAGAAAAGGACUUUGGGCCUUUUUCAAAUGUGUCUGCAAGGAAGUUAUAAAAACAAAACACACGAUGGACCAGUAAGUGAGUGUUAAUUUAGUUUAUUGAAAACUGGCAGCUCGCUUUUAGUAAUUGUAAGAGAAGAGAAGAGAGAAUUUUGAACUUUGGAUUGAUUGGGCUGCUUCAAGUGAUCCAAGUGGUUUGGGUGACAAAAUGCAGCCAAUAUCCAGGUGUUCCAUCCCUCUACCCCUUUUUUCAGAAAAUGUCCAUUUUCAUCUUGAAGGUACAGAAUCUCCCUGUAGCUUAUGGUCAUACUGUACGAGUAAAUCAAAAGCACGCUGAUUAAGAAUCACCUCGUUAAACUAAAAUGAUCUGGACUACCUUGUUUUGAUAGUCAUACAUUUAUGUGAGGUGUACAUUUCUGAUACUUAGUUGUAAAACCGACAUCCAAAGAAAGGUGAUGUCAAAAAAAUGAACAGUUUAUUUGCUAGGUCUUUUUAUUUUUUAAACUGGUUUGACUUUAUGAGCUACUGAUUUUAAUUUGUGUAUUUUUGUGAAUCCCCUUAAGUUGUGAUGGGGGUUUUAAUUUGCUUUGAAUGGUACCUGAAAUGGUGACAAUAUCCCUUGCUCAUCAAAUACUUGAUUUUAAUUCAUUAUUCAUGUUAAGAUCCUGAAGUAGCAAACAUCAGAAGAUAAAGAUUAAGAAUUAUUUAAUAUGCACAUUGGAAAAUAAACAUGCAUAAUGCGA
Messenger RNA from Syngnathoides biaculeatus (alligator pipefish), 5654 nucleotides. RefSeq names its product patatin-like phospholipase domain containing 6 (gene pnpla6). The record is from RefSeq and is a predicted model, not a curated record. Gene Ontology annotation, molecular function: phosphatidylcholine lysophospholipase A1 activity. The transcript has 37 exons. Gene Ontology annotation, biological process: phosphatidylcholine metabolic process. The coding region runs from base 180 to 4322 and encodes 1380 amino acids. Gene Ontology annotation, cellular component: endoplasmic reticulum. Lineage: Eukaryota; Metazoa; Chordata; Actinopteri; Syngnathiformes; Syngnathidae.